Pyrenophora tritici-repentis Pt-1C-BFP is the source of this 1047-nucleotide messenger RNA. Lineage: Eukaryota; Fungi; Ascomycota; Dothideomycetes; Pleosporales; Pleosporaceae. The record is from RefSeq and is a predicted model, not a curated record.
AUGACCGAGAACGACUUCCCAGCCGAUUAUCCCAUAGCAGGCUACCGCCAUCACACGAGCUCGUCAGUGAGUCGGGGAUUCUCACACUCUGCUUCUGCAUCUAUGGGAACAGUUUCGGAUGCACAGCAGGUGACACAGCCUAGGCUGAAGCAACGUUCGCCCAGUCAGCCAACACUCCCUACCUAUUUCGCCUCGAGUGCCACACACCCCGUGGGACCGCCAUCCAUACCUCUACGGAUAUCGAGCAUACCUGCCAACAACAAGCCACGCAAGUUGUCUCUGCCCGCCCAUCGCUCAAACACCACCGGCGACGGUGACGUCAGCCCCCACGACACCGUCUCAACACCAACCCGUAGAGUCAGCCCACCCCUCCAAAAGAACAAGGCCCUACCAAGCCCCCCGAUGAGCGCCGAAGAAGAGAACCGCACGCGAGAAAAGGUUAUAGCCAGUAGCCCGCGUCAAGAAACUACAAAAUACGCCACCACGCCCAACAUAGGCGACACCUCCCCACCUCGACGCGCCAGCGAAUCCAGCAACAGAGCCUACACAAUCUGGCCCGACGGUUCAAUCUCCCACCCUGGCCUCGCAGAGCUUCACGCCAUCUCUUCCCCCACAAGCUCCUCUCCCACAUCCGCCACUCUCCAGUACCCCCACGCCUCCCCGGACAUGCAAGCCCUCACCUCGGCCGCGAACACGGGCCCGAAAUCUCAACCUUACCCCACUACUCAGCCGUUCCCUAGUAGUAACGCGAACAUCCCGCCGCAGACGAGGCUGAAGGAGGCUGUGCGGACUGCUUCGUCGACGAAAACGAAGUCUAGUGGUAAUGCUAGGGAGCAGAAGACAGACAGUAGUAUGGAGAAGAGGGGUAAGCACAACCACGCAUCUGAAUUUCCUGCUUCCGGUGCCCCGGUGCAAAUGAGUCGUACGCAAAAGGAUAAAGACCGCAAGAAGAAGUGUAAAGCGGCAGUGCUGAUGGAGCAUGUUGAUGUUAUCAAAGAUGAGUUUUGGGAGAAGAGGCCGUGGAUUUUGAGUGGGAGGACGGGAUGA